This is a messenger RNA of Penicilliopsis zonata CBS 506.65, 621 nucleotides long. RefSeq lists its product as hypothetical. Bases 1 to 621 code for a protein of 206 amino acids. The transcript is spliced from 2 exons. The record is from RefSeq and is a predicted model, not a curated record. NCBI's taxonomy places the organism in Eukaryota, Fungi, Ascomycota, Eurotiomycetes, Eurotiales, Aspergillaceae.
AUGGCUAGCUCUAGCAGCAAGACUGGGCUUUUGGUGCGCCAAUUCAACGCCCUUCCACGCCCCACACCCACCGCUACGAUGAAGAACCACUACAUCUUCACGGUCAUGCCUCUCCCGCUCGGGAUGAAGGGCGACAUGCGCCACUCCGAGGGCCGGGCACGGAUCCUUACCCUGCCGUCUGUGGAAGAGCAGGCGAAAGUCAUCGUCCCGUUACUGCUGGAAGCGUUCGUGACGGCGUUUGACUACGAGCUCCCCGUUGCCACGGCGCCCGGCAGUUGGAGCACGACGGACGACAAGCUGGCAGAGGCAGUCUCGCGCCGGCUGGGGGCGCUGGGUGUCCGACGCGAGCUGCAAGAUGUCGGGACGAUGACUAGCGAGGCCGACCUGGCGUUGGUGGAGAAGGGGUUCGCGAGCUGGUCGCGCAGCUUCGAGAUGUUUGCGCCCAUGAUGCCGGACCAGAACGUGCAGAACGCGGACCGGGCGUGUGCGACGUGCGGGUUCAGCCCGUCGGUGGACUCGGAGCUGAAGCGCUGUGCACGCUGCAAGGCCCGGUAUUAUUGUUCGGUCAAUUGUCAGAAGGGGGACUGGCCGACGCACAAACAGAGCUGUCGAGCUCCUUGA